CUGCGCACGCUGCACCACUAAAGGCAGUUUAGGCAAUGACCAUCACCGGAAACUGGCAGGUAGCUGCCAAAGGCAAUCGCGUUAAUUCCCAUUAAACACCAUGGAGUUUUCCGUCAAUUCAAAUUCUCGGAUAAAGUUAACACUCUUCAACUACCAAGCCGGCAAGUCUCCCCAUCACGCCGGUGACGGAAAUCCCUACGCACUCCCAAUCAUAUUCCUCCACCUCACCCUUUCUCCCACUUCGGUUCUCUCCACGUGUCCCGUUCCCCUCUAUCUUCCAUGCCCCACCUUCUCCUUCCCCGUCAGUCCCCAAUAUUUCCCGUCAACGUUUCUAAUAUAUACGCACACUCUCCCUUUCUCUUUAUUCCCUGUUUGUUUAUUCCUUCUUACCUGCUAUCGGAGUCAUCAGAUCUAAGCCGUUGAUUUUUGUAACUACUUCACUAUGGACGAUGAUGAGGAGAUCCAGUCGCACACAUCGGCGGCCACCGGAUCACCGUCGCCGUCUCCACCCAACGGAAGAAUUACGGUAACGGUAGCCGCCGCUCCUCCGUCUUCUCAUCUUCAGCAGCAGCCGUCUCAACAGCAGAACAACAACAAUUUAUCGCUAACUCUCCCGAUCCAGCAACCAAAGACCAACGGCGGCGGAAGGGAGGAUUGCUGGAGCGAGGGAGCGACGGCGGUGCUAAUAGACGCGUGGGGGGAGAGGUAUUUGGAGCUGAGCAGAGGGAACCUGAAGCAGAAACACUGGAAGGAAGUUGCUGAUAUUGUGAGUAGCAGAGAAGACUAUACGAAGGCGGCGAAGACUGAUAUUCAGUGCAAGAACCGAAUCGAUACGGUGAAGAAGAAGUAUAAAUUGGAGAAAGCGAAGAUUGCUGCGGGUAGUGGGCCGAGCAAGUGGCCGUUUUUCGAACGGUUGGACCAGUUAAUUGGUCCAGCCGCCAAGAUCCCUGUUACUGCAACCGCUGCUGCCGCUUCUUUGUCUAGCAAAGUCCCGGUAGGAAUUCCUGUUGGGAUUCGCAGUGGUGGAGCUAGUGGGUCUAACCAAUAUCAGUUGCAUCAAGGGAAGGCGCAAAUGAGGAGCAAUCCAGUCACGAAGAAUCAGAAUGUGAAAUCACAGUUUCGAAAACGCACUCAGGUGGAGACUGAGUCAUCUUCGGAGGAGGAGGAGAAUUUUCCAGACUCUGAUGAUAGUUUGCCACCGGAGAAGAAGCCAAGGGGGGUGCAGAGAGGAGUGAAUACAAAGGGAGUGAAGGAAAGGAAGGGGUGGGGGAAUUCAAUUAGAAUGUUGACGCAAGCCAUACUCAAGUUUGGGGAAGCUUAUGAGCAGGCAGAGAGCGUCAAGUUGCAGCAAGUGGUAGAGAUGGAGAAGACGAGGAUGAAGUUUGCCAAAGAGCUGGAAUUGCAGAGGAUGCAAUUUUUCAUGAAGACCCAGAUGGAAAUCUCGCAAUUGAAGCGCGGUAGAAGGGGAGGAAAUGGUAGUAAUCAUCACAUCAGUGGUAACAAUAUUGUUCAUGAUAAUAACAAUAGUGAUAGUGAUAACUAAGAGUUUAACUUAGAUUCUACAUUAAUUUAGAAGUAGAUUUCAGGUUUCUAUGUUUUACCCCAUUGAUUGUGGAAAACUUGUACCGGGAAUAUUUCUAAUGUUGGGUGCAUCCUGCUUAGUGCUUGAAGCUUAAUUUAUGGCAGCCUUUGGCUGUUCUUUUAACUUGUGUCUAGGAUGGAAGAUGGUGACUAGUAGAGUACAUUCUUACUUGUAGCAUGUAUCUGCAAGAGAAUUGCUUAUUUUCCAAAAUAUUGCUAGAGAUCAUUGGUGUC
Molecule: messenger RNA, 1815 nt
Organism: Hevea brasiliensis (rubber tree)
Lineage: Eukaryota; Viridiplantae; Streptophyta; Magnoliopsida; Malpighiales; Euphorbiaceae
Product: trihelix transcription factor ASIL2
Exons: 1
Coding region: 443-1543 (366 amino acids)
Cellular component (GO): nucleus
Molecular function (GO): transcription cis-regulatory region binding
Source: RefSeq, a predicted model, not a curated record